UUACAAUGGACUCUCUUGUUGUGGCAAACAACAAGUUUUGCUUUGAUUUUUUCCAAGCAAUAAGCAAGGAUGACGAUCAUAAGAAUAUCUUUUUCUGUCCACUGAGCCUCUCAGCCGCCUUUGGCAUGAUCCGCCUCGGGGCUAGAAAUGACAGUGCACAUCAGAUUGAUGAGGUACUACACUUCAAUGAACUUUUGCAGAAUGAAAGCAAAGAAACUGACUCCUGCCUUAAAAGCAAUAAACAAGUGCUACCUGAUAGCUCUCCAGAAGGGCAGCAGCAAGCAACAGGGUCUCAGGAUGUGCAGCCUGAAUCCUCAAGUGAUGAGAGUAAGCUGCUAAGCUGUUACUUUGGGAAGCUUCUAUCCAAAUUAGACAGGAUCAAAAAUUACUACACCCUGAGUAUGGCCAACAGGCUUUAUGGUGAACAGGAAUUCCCAAUUUGUCAGGAAUACUCAGAUGGUGUGAUUCAAUUUUACCACACGACAAUUGAAAGUGUUGAUUUCCAGAAAAGCACCGAAAAGUCUAGACAGAUGAUUAACUUUUGGGUUGAAUCUCAAUGCCAAGGUAAAAUCAAGGAACUGUUCAGCAAGGACACUAUUAAUGAUGCGACUGUGCUGGUGCUGGUGAACGCUGUUUACUUCAAGGCAAAAUGGGAAAAAUAUUUUGAUUGUAAAAAUACAGUUGAUGCACCUUUCUUUCUAAAUGAGAAUGAACAGAAGAGUGUGAAGAUGAUGAAUCAGAAGGGUCUGUAUAGAAUUGGUUUCAUCGAGGAGCUGCAGGCACAGAUCCUUGAAAUGAGGUACACCAUAGGGAAGCUCAGCAUGUUCAUCCUGCUGCCGUCUCCUUCUGCAGACAAUGUGAAGGUCCUGCAGGAGCUUGAAAGGAAAAUAAGUUAUGAAAAACUAGUGGCCUGGAGUGGCUCAGAAAACAUGUCAGAAGAAACAGUAGUCAUCUCCUUCCCCCAGUUCACCCUAGAAGACACCUACGAUCUCAAGGCUGUUAUACAAGAUAUGGGCAUUACUGAUAUCUUUGAUGAAACAAAGGCCGAUCUUACUGGAAUCUCUCCAAGUCGCAGUCUGCAUUUGUCCAAAAUUCUUCACAAGACCUUUGUGGAAGUGGAUGAAGAUGGCACCCAGGCAGCUGCAACCAGUGGCGCUGUUGGUGUGGAGAAGUCACUGCCGUCUUGGGUGGAGUUUAAUGCCAACCACCCCUUUCUCUUUUUCAUCCGACACAACAAAACCCAAACCAUUCUUUUCUGUGGCAGGGUCUGCUCUCCUUGAAAGGAGUACAGCAGGUGUGGGAAGAAAAUGACAAUGCAGUCUUCCCCUUACUUAGCAUGAGCACUUGCAUUUCUGCCACUAUUUAAAGUUGACCAUAUUCUGUUACCAGCUGCAUGUGCUCUUCCUUCAGCUGUCAGUCUGAGUUUGUCCUGAUCUUUCUCUUACCCCAAAGUUGAUUUUCAUCUCCCUGUUAGUUUUGAACGGAACUUAACUUCCUCCCUUUACUACCCUAAACUUUCAACCAUAUAAAUUCAUCCUCUCUGACUUGAAGUCUAACACAAUUCAGAGUGGUAUUGAUUUAUGUUACCUUCCUCAUGAAGAAAUAUUAAAAGUUCAAAUCAUUAGAUUGAGACAGUUAGGAAGCACCUGGCUCUCCCACUUUUCCUGUCUGGGCUGGAGGGGGCAUGGGUUGGCUAGGGGCUGUUGUGCUCCUCCCCCCACUUCCUUCCCCAACGUAUGGGGACACCUUGGUUUGGUGUCCUCUCUGGCUAUCUACCAGCUACUCUCUACUCUAACAUGAGUGCAGCUCAACUAUCAGCGUGGUGCCCCUUCCCAACUUCUGCCACUUUACACACUACUGUUGCCUUUUUGAAGAAGGGAGGGUGCACCCUGGCAAGCCUAAAAUCAGGGAGCGAAGGAUCUGGGCCCAUUGUUAACACUCCCAACCCCCCCAGGUCUUCUUCCAGAAGAUUCUCUGGUUUUAGCCCUCCUACUUCACUGGAUCUCUGCCAUAACAGCUGAGGCUGUCCUGGAGCCCUGCACCAAUCACAGAUCUGUAGUUGAACCAAUCACAGAUCUGUAGCUGCUAUAUAAGCAGCACUCCGUACACACUUACACACUUCUCUGUUUAGUUUAGGAGGGGUUCCUCCAGUGUACUUACCCUCCUGUGCUGCAGCAUAGGCCCUGUUAAA
Molecule: messenger RNA, 2191 nt
Organism: Heterocephalus glaber (naked mole-rat)
Lineage: Eukaryota; Metazoa; Chordata; Mammalia; Rodentia; Bathyergidae
Gene: Serpinb12
Product: serpin family B member 12
Biological process (GO): negative regulation of endopeptidase activity
Molecular function (GO): serine-type endopeptidase inhibitor activity
Source: RefSeq, a predicted model, not a curated record